AAUGACUAGGCGCCACAAAGCUUUCUUAUUGAUUCAGAUCUGCUGUUUUAUUGCUGUUAUUGUUACCGCUUCGUUAGCUAUUGAUGCUUUAAGAACAACUCGAUCAGAUUUGGUAAUCAAGAUUUUCUCUUUUACAAAAGUGGAAAUCAAUUAUGAUAAAUUAACUUUGUUGAACUUUGCACUAAUAUUUAACAUUAUUGGCAGUUUUGCCAUGAACCUUUUAUCCCUUUUUGGUAUUCACUUUGCGAAUAGGAACAAGGUUAGAGCUUUGGAAGCUUAUAUUAUUUGUCAAAACGUUGUAUUCAUUCUACAUAGCACAUCUAUCAUACUCGCUUCACUAUAUCAUGCCAAUAUUUCUGAAGGAUUGGGUGUUGCCAUGCAUUCCAGAAUGGGUACUUAUUACCGUAAUAAAUCGAUGAUAUUGAAGAAUAGGUUAAGCUGGGCUCGUGAUGAGGUUUCACAGGCCUGGGAUAUAGCUCAUUUACGGUAUCAGUGCUGCGGUUUGAGAAUAUCAUCUAGUAACCCUAGAACUAAUCCUAUGGCGUUCUAUAUCUGCAGAAGCGCAUGGGGAAAAAGCACAACUGAUAAAAACGAAUCAUUUAUUCCAAAAUUUCCACCGAGCUGUUGUAAAGCUAAAAAUGGAGGAGCCUAUCCAAAGAUAAAAGAUUCUUUUAAGUUAGAAAUCGAAGCUGUAAAUGAUUGGAAAAGUUGUCUGCUUGUAGAUUAUGAAGAUAAUAAUAAUAUUAAUAAAGACUCUUGCUAUAAACCAAUAGCCAAUUUAUUAGAAACCUAUACAAAGAUGGCGUUAGGUUGUUCAGUUAUAAAUUCUAGUUUACAGAUUAUUAAUCAGAUUACGUUGAGAGAAAUUGACUUUCUAAACGGUGAUGAAAAUGUUGUUGGGAUAGAGUAUUUACCUGAUCAACAAAGUCUUUGUGCUGCUACGAAUAAAGGACAUCUAUUUCUAUGGAGAGUAGUGGAGAGAGACUUCGAGCAAGUUGGUGCUGUAGAAAGUGGCUUCGAGACGAUGGAAUGGAGUCCAGAUCAAGAAUUAAUAGCAUUAGUUACUGGGGAUUUGACUUUAAUUUUGAUGACUCGCGAUUUCGAGGUACUUAGCGAGCAAAUUAUUAAUAGUGAAUCUGAAGGUGAAGGGCAGUUGAUAACUGUUGGUUGGGGUAAAAAAGCCACACAAUUUCAUGGCUCUGAGGGAAAACAAGCUGCAACCGCAAAAUUAGAACUUGAGGGUGGACUGAGAUCCACAGAUAACUCUACUAGUCAAAUAAGUUGGAAAGCUAAUGGUGAAAUGUUCGCUCUAUCAUGUUUUAAUAAAGAAUUAAACAGACGCCAAAUUCGAAUUUGGAGUAGAGAGGGUCAACUAUUUUCAUGUAAUGAACACGUAGGACCAAUUGAGCAGGCUCUUAGCUAUAAACCAUCGGGAAAUUUAGUCGCAACCUCUUUACACUAUCGUGGAAAACAUGAAGUUAUAUUUAUAGAAAAAAAUGGCUUACAGCACGGAUCGUUUACGAUAUUUGGUGAUAAAGAUGAUUAUAUAAAGCAAAUGAGCUGGAAUGUUGAUUCGACUGUUUUAGCGUUGGUUGUAUCUAAUUCGAAUGGCAAUGAACGAGUUUAUUUGUACACUAGUAGUAAUUAUCACUGGUGCCUUAAACAAGUCAUUAAUAAACCAGUUACUAAAUUGAUAUGGGAUCCUGAAGAUGCUAUGAUUCUUCAUAUUGUAACAUCUAAUGGCGAUUAUGUGCGAUAUAUUUGGCGUUGGAUAAUCUCCUCAAGCGUUAACGGCACUUGUGCAGUUAUUGAUGGUGAUUUGUUAAAAGUUACUAACUUUCAGGAUGCCAUCAUCCCUCCACCUAUGUGUUCCUUUAUUAUUAAGAUGGAGAAUCCUGUUUCAAUGGUUUGCUUUGGAGAUGAUGACGAAUUACUUGCUGUUGACUGCUGGGGAAAAGUUAUUAUUCAUUCGAUUAAAGGUAGCAAUAAAAAUGAAAUUUUUAAACAAACGUCAAAGUUGUCACUAGACCAAGGAAAGUCUGAAAAAUUAACAAAGUAUUGUUCAAAACUCGUCCAGUUGUUGAACAAUCUAGGUACUGUUUGUCAUAUCACGUUUCAUAGACAUACAAUCGUAUGUGUAUCGUGUAAAUAUGGAGAGCGGCUCCUAAAUAAAAUAGAAAUAAGAGACGAUUUUGCUGAAACUAUCAGCUCAAAAAGUCUGGACCAUGAUGUUGUAUGUUUAGCGUCUCUGAACAGCUUUGUAGCUUUACAAAAAAAUGACGGAACUGUUUGGAAAAUAGAUAAUGAUAACUUAUUAGAACCUAUGAAAGAUGAAAACGGUUUGAACAUACAAUUUUCUGAUGUCUGUCAACAGAUGUCACUAUGCAAAUUCAAGAACGCUGAGAUACUAUUGAUUGGAUUAAGUAAAAGACAUAAAUUAUUUGUGAACAAUCAACAACUGAGCGAUUGUUGCACUUCUUUCACCGUCAAUCAAAAUUUUGUCGUUUUUACAACCCAUCAGCAUGUUAUGAAAUUUAUUGAUGGCGAAACGACUAAAGUAAUGGAUAUGGAGAGGCGCUUAGAAAGGGGGAGUUCAGCCAUUAUAUCACCUUCUGAUACAUCUGUAGUUUUACAGAUGCCUAGAGGAAAUUUAGAAUGCAUUCACCCUCGUCCCCUUUUUCUAACUUCCGUUCGUGGGCUAUUAAACAGGACUGAAUACUUUAAAGCCAUAACGUUAAUGAGAAAGCAUCGAAUCAAUAUGAAUUUAAUUUACGAUCACGAUCCUGUAAUGUUCAUGAACAAUCUCGAUCAAUUUGUUCAUCAAGUGAAUUCAUCAACGUUAAUUAAUUUAUUCUUAGCCGAUUUAAAUGAGCAAAAUGUUACAAAAACAAUGUAUCAUUUUAUGUAUAUAAGCGAUAGAAAGAAUACCGAAUCGGGUUGUAAAGUUGACUUAAUUUGCGACGCUUUAAGAGGGAAAAUGACAAAAAUAGACUUUGACAAAUUUCUCUUAUCAAUAUUAACAACGUUUAUUAAGAAGAGUAAAAGGGAAGUUGAAAAGGCUUUAUUACUUAUUAAGAGGCUACAAGACGAGGGCGAUAAAAGUAGAGCGGAGCAAGCUUUGAAGCAUCUGCUGUUCUUAGUUGAUGUGAACGAAUUAUAUGAUGUUGCCUUGGGAUUAUAUGAUUUUCAGCUUGUGCUUAAAGUCGCCGAAAAGUCGCAAAAAGAUCCGAAAGAGUACAUACCAUUUUUAAAGGAACUGCAACAACUGGAUGAAGUCUAUCGUCGCUUUGUAAUAAAUAAACACUUGAAGCGUCAUAAAGAGGCACUUCCGUACAUUUGUCAGUGUAUAGAUAAGUUUGAAGAGUGUCUGGAAUUCAUCAGUGAGCAUUCUCUCUAUGCCGAAGCUUUGCGGUAUUUCAAAGCCGGGAGCAAAGAAUUCGAAAAUGUAUGCUUGCGGUACGGAAAGUACUUGUUCGAAAAGAAGAAAUAUGAUCAAGCUGGUCUGAUAUAUGUAAAGGGUGGCCAUUAUGAAGAUUCUAUUAUAGCUUAUGAAAAAUGUUCCCUGUGGCGAGAGGCCAUUUCAUCGGCGACCAAAUCUGGCUACAACCCCCAAGAGAUGGCGUUACUCUCAAGACGUUUAUCGGAAACGCUAAAAAAACAGAGGAAAUUUAUUGAAGCUGCCAUCCUUAUAGAACAGUACGCAGGCGAUUGCGAAGGUGCCAUCGAAGUGUUGAUAGAAGGAAGAUGUUGGCAGGAAGCGACCAGAAUUAUGCACAAGCACAAUCGAUUAGACUUCAUACAAACGCACCUCAACGACGCCGUAUUGGAAGCGUUUAGAUCGAUAAAUUCUACUCUCGAUGAUUUACGGUCGAAUUUCGAACGCAAUUUGAACAGACUGUGUGUUGUUCGGGAAGAAAAAAAAAAGAGGGCGGCUGAAUUAUUAUAUGAUGAGGAGGACGUCGGUAACGCCGACGUCUACUCAGAUACUAGUAGUGUUAUGACGGGGUCCGUUACUAGCGGAGGGACACGUUCCAGUGGAAAAUCGACCCGUAGCAGAAAAAAGAAAGAAAGGAAAUUAUGGAGUUUAAGAGAAGGCUCGGUUUAUGAGCACGCAGCGUUGGUCGACGCUUUAAGAUCGAUUUAUUCCGAAGCGAUCGAAUAUAAAACGGACGUGACCGAUUUGCUGCGAAUACUUUUCUCUACGGAUAUGCUAGAUGAGGCUAGAAACGUAAGCGCUAAAUACGGUGGCCUAUUAGAUAUACUAGCUUUGUCCAUAAGCGUUAUCUGGAAUGUGGAAUUUUGCUUGGAAGCAUCUAAUUUUGAAGAUGAACGACACAUUCGGGAAUUUUGUGCAUUAAAAGUUGCACCUGACAUUGCGGCUUAUAAAGAUAUGUCGUGGCAGAUAGAAAUAAUGUAG
Dimorphilus gyrociliatus is the source of this 4417-nucleotide messenger RNA. The record is from the annotation of a GenBank genome assembly. Lineage: Eukaryota; Metazoa; Annelida; Polychaeta; Dinophilidae.